GAGGGGGGGUCGGCUGAGGAGAAAUGGCGGGAAGGGAGAGGGGGAAAGUCCGCUCCCCGUUAUCAGCCUCCGGGUCGCCGAGGGGAGACCGAAGGUCGCCGGCAAGGAGAAGGGGGGGAAGACACGCUCCGCUCGCCCUCCAGCCCCCCAAAACCCCCAGGAGGGCCCCCACCCCCCAUAGAGGAGCGGCCACGGAGAACCGCCCCCCGCGUCGCCCGUCGGGAAGGGGGGAGCGAAUAAACACCCGCACGCCCCCCCCAAAAAUAACAACCUUACGGCGACAAACAACAACAACAAACAGCCGGGCGGCAUGAAGGAGGGAGCCCGGCAGCGGGGUACGCCCCUGGGAAAAGAGGAACCCCCCCUGAAAGGAGAUGGAGGAGGAGGAGGAGGAGGAGGAGGAGGGGGGGGCGAUGAUGGCGGCGGCGUGGCCUUGAAGAAGGAGAUCGGGCUGCUCAGCGCCUGCGGCAUCAUCGUGGGUAACAUCAUCGGCUCGGGUAUCUUCGUCUCCCCGAAAGGGGUGCUGGAAAAUUCGGGGUGCCUGGGCCUGGCCCUGCUGGUUUGGGGGGCGACGGGGGCCGUGACGGCCGUGGGGGCCCUCUGCUACGCCGAACUCGGCGUCACCAUCCCGCGCUCCGGCGGCGACUACGCUUACGUCACCGAGAUCUUCGGGGGGCUGGCGGGGUUUCUGCGGCUGUGGAUCGCGGUGUUGGUGAUCUACCCCACCAACCAAGCCGUCAUCGCCCUCACCUUCGCCAACUACGUCCUGCACCCGCUGUUCCCCUCCUGCCCCGUCCCCGAAACGGGGUUACGGCUCCUGGCGGCCGCCUGUCUGCUGCUGCUGACGUGGGUGAACUGCGCCAGCGUGCGUUGGGCCACCCGCGUGCAGGACGUCUUCACCGCCGGCAAGCUGCUGGCGCUCGCCCUCAUCAUCGGCACCGGCAUCUUUCAGAUCUGCAGGGGCGAAUCCUAUUGGCUGUCCCCGGAACAGGCCUUCUCCUUCUGGGAGCCUGCCACGGCCGGGGGGGUGGCGCUGGCCUUUCUGCAGGGCUCCUUCGCCUACGGCGGCUGGAACUUCCUCAACUACGUCACCGAGGAGCUGGUGGAUCCCUACCGGAACUUACCCCGCGCCAUCUUCAUCUCCAUCCCCCUCGUCACCUUCGUCUACGUCUUCGCCAACGUGGCCUACGUCACCGCCAUGUCGCCCCGCGAGCUGCUCGAGUCCAACGCCGUCGCCGUGACUUUUGGGGAGAAGGUGCUGGGCGCCGUGAGCUGGGUGAUGCCGCUGGCCGUCGCCCUCUCCACCUUCGGCGGCGUCAACGGCUCCCUCUUCACCUGCUCACGGCUGUUCUACGCGGGGGCGCGCGAGGGCCACCUGCCGGCGCUGCUGGCCAUGAUCCACCUGGAGCGGCGCACCCCCAUCCCCGCCCUGCUCGUCACCUGCGUCUCCACCCUGCUGAUGCUGGUGACGGGCGACAUCUACACGCUCAUUAACUACGUGGGCUUCGUUAAUUACCUCUGGUACGGCGUCACCGUCGCCGGGCUGGUGGUGCUCAGGUGGAGGCAGCCCGACAGGCCACGCCCCAUCCGGGUGAGCCUGCUGUUCCCCGGCGUGUACCUGCUGUUCUGGGCCGCCCUCCUGCUCUUCUCGCUCUGGUCGGAGCCGCUGGUCUGCGGCAUCGGGCUGGGCAUCAUGGCCACCGGCGCCCCGCUCUACCUGCUGGGGCUGCGGGGGGGACCCCGGCCCCCCGCCCUGCGCAGGGCCCUGGACGCCAUGACACGCUUCGGCCAGCGCCUCUGCCUGGUGGUUUACCCCCUCGCCGACGGCGACUCCUCCGCGCCCCACGGCGACGCUGCGCCCCACGGCGACCAGCAGCAGCCCCUCACCUCCCAGCCCCACAACUGAACCUUCCCCCCCCCCCCCGCCCUAGCUCCAGCCCCACACCUGAGCCCCGUGGGGCUGCCCCCCAUCUCCCCCCCCCCACACACACCCCCCCUUCCCGGUGCCUUUACCCUGCCCCACGGCCUCCCCAUAGCGUGGCCGCCGCAGUGCCUUAACCCCAGCCCCGCCGUGGGGCUGCCCCACGGAGCCGGCCCCUGCGGAGGAGGGAGGGGCCCGGUGGGGGCGGGGCUUCUGUGGAAGCCCCGCCCCCACCGCCUGACCCCGCCCACUGCUCGCCCCGCCCCCGAGCUGCGGCUUCUCCAGGUCCGUGGCCCCGCCCCCUGACGUCGCCGGCUCCGCCCCCGCCUCAGCCCCGCCCACCCGGACACUCGGGCCCCGCCCCACAAACGGGACCCGGAUGUCUGGGCCCCGCCCCCCCGGAAAAUGGGGGGGGGUGGGGGGGAGAGAUCACGUGGUGUGGCCCCACCCUUUUGUUUUUAUCGUAGGUCCUACGUCAUCAGUGGGGGAGGGGCGUCGUUGGGGGGGAGGGGGGAGGGGCUGUAUUUGUAGGUCCUACGUCAAUAAAGGUCCUUGCA
Messenger RNA from Grus americana (Whooping crane), 2478 nucleotides. It is a transcript of the gene SLC7A8, whose product is annotated as solute carrier family 7 member 8. Bases 311 to 1906 code for a protein of 531 amino acids. The record is from RefSeq and is a predicted model, not a curated record. Lineage: Eukaryota; Metazoa; Chordata; Aves; Gruiformes; Gruidae. Gene Ontology annotation, biological process: amino acid transmembrane transport; neutral amino acid transport. The transcript has 14 exons. Gene Ontology annotation, molecular function: L-amino acid transmembrane transporter activity; neutral L-amino acid transmembrane transporter activity. Gene Ontology annotation, cellular component: membrane.